This is a messenger RNA of Lachancea fermentati, 924 nucleotides long. The record is from the annotation of a GenBank genome assembly. Lineage: Eukaryota; Fungi; Ascomycota; Saccharomycetes; Saccharomycetales; Saccharomycetaceae.
AUGACUGGAAGCACAGCACCUAUAAAGAUUACAACUAAAGAAAUCGCUCAAGAUUUUUUGAAUCAGUAUGACACUUUUCUAUUCGAUUGUGAUGGUGUCUUAUGGCUCGGGAAGCACCUUUUACCUCUCAUUACAGAAACUUUGGAUCUGUUGACUUCUUUGGGUAAAACGCUGUAUUUUGUUACCAACAACUCUACCAAAUCAAGGGCGGCUUACACCAAGAAAUUCGCAUCAUUUGGAAUUACUGUCAAGGAAGACCAAAUUUUCACGUCUGGAUAUGCUUCUGCGCUUCAUGUGCGUGAUUCUUUGAAGCUUACUCCCGGUGAGGACAAAAUCUGGGUUUUUGGUGAGAGUGGUAUAACGGAGGAAUUGGCUUUGAUGGGUUACGAAUCACUUGGAUGUGACGAUCCAAGACUCGACGAACCCUUUGACAUCGCCACUUCACCAUUUAUCAUCAAUGGUCUGGACCCCAAAGUGAAGUGUGUUAUUGCUGGGCUGGAUACCAAGGUCAACUAUCAUCGUUUGGCUAUAACGUUGCAAUAUUUGCAACAACCAAGCGUUGAGUUUGUUGCUACGAACAUUGACUCUACCUUCCCCAAUAAGGGAUAUAUUCUACCUGGAGCAGGAUCUAUGAUCGAGUCAGUAGCUUACGCUUCUGGCAGAACUCCGGCUGCCUGCGGUAAACCAAAUCCCAACAUGCUGAAUGCCAUUGUCAAGGCCAAGAACUUGGACAGAUCCAAAUGUUGUAUGGUCGGAGAUAGAUUGAACACGGAUAUUAGAUUCGGUGUUGAAGGUCAAUUGGGCACGCUUUUGGUCCUUACCGGUAUAGAGACCGAGGAGAGAGUUCUUAAUACUGCUGGCGAUCACCCACGUCCCAAAUAUUUUGCUGAAAAGUUGGGUGACCUUUAUGAACUUACGAACUGA